Messenger RNA from Labrus mixtus (cuckoo wrasse), 2467 nucleotides. RefSeq names its product cyclic nucleotide-gated channel cone photoreceptor subunit alpha-like. The transcript is spliced from 8 exons. The record is from RefSeq and is a predicted model, not a curated record. NCBI's taxonomy places the organism in Eukaryota, Metazoa, Chordata, Actinopteri, Labriformes, Labridae. Gene Ontology annotation, molecular function: cGMP binding; intracellularly cGMP-activated cation channel activity; intracellularly cAMP-activated cation channel activity. Bases 321 to 2300 code for a protein of 659 amino acids. Gene Ontology annotation, biological process: monoatomic cation transmembrane transport. Gene Ontology annotation, cellular component: plasma membrane; intracellular cyclic nucleotide activated cation channel complex.
GAGUCUGCUCUGUUAGCUGAUUCUAGAAACACUCCCCCCUUCCUCCUCCCGUUUCCUCCUCCUCCAUCCUCUGUGGGAGGUGCUGCAGAGAGUAAGAACACAGAGAGUCAGAGUCUCGUCCGCGGUAAAACAUGAGUGAUGUGUGCACCUCUUUAAGAAGACUUUAACUUCUCUUCAGCUGGAUCUUAACGUCUGAUGAAGCUCGGGUCCGUCUGUUUUUGCUGUGGGGAAACAAGAACAAACAGAUGAGUGAAAUGGGAUUCAUUCAGACUCUUCCUCACUGACUUACCUCCUCAUCUUCAUAGCUCACAUUCAGGCUGAUGGAGAGUCAGGAUCAAACAUCUUCUGUGGGGUCCGGUCUGCGCUCCAGGCUGUCAAACAUGAUGACGUUUGGGAGGAGCAGCGUCGCUCCUGCUGGGUCUGAAAACGAGCAGACAACGAGGAACAUGAGCAGGGAUGUCCAGUUGUCUCAGGCUGCACAAAACAUGAACAACAGCAACAAUAAUGACGGAAAGAAAGACGAGAAGAAGGAUGAGAAGAAGGAUGAGAAGAAAGAUGAGAAGAAAGAUGAGAAGAAGGAUGAGAAGAAAGAUGAGAAGAAAGAUGAGAAGAAGGAUGAGAAGAAGGAUGAGAAAAAGGAUGAGAAGAAAGAUGAGAAGAAAGAUGAGAAGAAGGAUGAGAAGAAGGAUGACAAAAAAGAUGCCAAGAAGGAUGAUAAAAAGGAAGAACCAAAAGAAGUGUGGAUCUUGGACCCCGCCACAGAUACGUACUACUACUGGCUGUGCGUCAUUUCCGUCCCGGUCUUCUACAACAUGAUGUUACUUGUAGCCAGGUCGUGUUUUAAUGAACUGCAGUACAAAAACACACAAACAUGGAUGGCUUUGGACUACACAGCAGAUUUCCUCUACUGCGUUGACACCUUUGUGAGAUUGAGGACAGGUUUUCUUGAGCAAGGACUUCUUGUGAGAGAUGAGAAAACCCUGAAAGAGAGAUACAUGAAGACACGUCAGUUUAAAUUUGACGUCAUAUCAAUAAUUCCCACAGAUAUUAUCUACCUCCAAAUCGGAAUUGACAACGCAGAGUGGAGGUUCAACCGUCUCUUCAGGUCCGCCCGUCUCUUUGAGUUCUUUGACCGGACUGAAACCAGAACCAAUUUCCCCAACAUCUUCCGAAUUGGCAACCUCGUCCUGUACAUCAUCAUCAUCAUCCACUGGAACGGUUGCCUCUACUUUGCCAUCUCCAAGGUGCUCGGCUUCGGGACGGACACCUGGGUUUACCCGAGCAUGAAUAAUCCUGACUAUGCUCGCUUGGCGCGGCAGUACAUCUACUGCUUCUACUGGUCCACUCUUACCCUGACCACUAUCGGAGAAACGCCUCCCCCGGUCCGAGACGUCGAGUACUUCUUCGUGGUGGCAGACUUCCUCACUGGAGUUCUGAUCUUUGCCACGAUUGUCGGAAACGUCGGUGCCAUGAUUUCCAACAUGGGCGCCGCACGUGUGGAGUUCCAGGCGAAGAUCGACUCCAUCAAGCAGUACAUGCAGUUUCGAAAGGUCACCAAAGACCUGGAGGUGAGGGUGGUCAAGUGGUUCGACUACCUGUGGACGGAGGAGAAAACCUGCGACGAGAAGCUGGUGCUGAAGAAUCUGCCGGACAAGCUAAAGGCUGAGAUAGCCAUUAACGUCCAUCUGGAGACCCUGAGCAAAGUGCGGAUCUUUCAGGACUGUGAGGCGGGUCUGCUUGUUGAGUUGGUCCUGAAGCUUCAGCCGCAGGUGUUCAGUCCUGGCGACUACAUCUGUAAGAAAGGGGACAUCGGGAGGGAAAUGUACAUCAUCAAAGCAGGAAAGCUUGCUGUAGUUGCAGAUGACGGGGUCACCCAGUUUGUGGUCCUUAGCGACGGCGCGUACUUUGGAGAAAUCAGCAUCCUAGGUAUCAAGGGCAGCAAAGCGGGAAACCGGAGAACAGCAAACAUCCGAAGCGUGGGCUACUCCGAUCUGUUCGCCCUCUCCAAGGAUGAUCUCAUGGAGGCACUCACCGAGUAUCCAGACGCCAAAACGCUCCUGGAGGAGAAGGGAAAGGCCAUCCUGAUGAAAGACAACCUCAUCGAUAUGUCGCUGGCCGCUCUAACGGACGCCAAAGACUUGGAGAACAAAGUCAACCAGAUCGAAGCCAGUAUGGACAUCAUGACGACCAAAUUUAGAAAGAUGUCGGAGCAGUACGAGUCCCACCAGCGUAAACUGAAGCAACGACUCAAAAACAUGUCCAAUGAGGUCCAAACCCUCAGAUUUGAUGAAGAGACCUGAAUAGAGCUCACCGCAAAGUUUAGGGACGAUUCAGCUUCAUGAGUUUUAUUCUUGGACAAACCUUGCUGGACAAAUGCCGUCUCCUGAAAGUUGAUCAUUUGAAUGUGGGACGUCUUAACACAAAUAUCAAAACUGUCUGAUACACCAAUAGGGUACAAUAACUACAA